Messenger RNA from Hyaloperonospora brassicae, 1293 nucleotides. The record is from the annotation of a GenBank genome assembly. Lineage: Eukaryota; Oomycota; Peronosporomycetes; Peronosporales; Peronosporaceae.
AUGGUUAGUAAGCACCACCCGACCGCAGGGGACCGCAUCCCCAACUGCAUUCACCUGUCCGCCAGGCGCCAACAGGAGCUCACGGACACGGCCGACGCCCUCAUCGCCGAAACGCUCGACACGUACGAAGGGUUUGUCGCGAACGGACGGCAGCUGCCCACUGACCGAUGGAAACACGUCAAGUCGCGGGAAAACAAGAAGAAGAAGAAGAAGGCCUACAAGACGGACCCGAGUCGGCCGCGGCUCAUGUCGGCCGGGGCCAUCGAGCAGCACCAGCACCAGGCGGCCGUCCACGGCCGACCGUGUGCCUUUGACGCUCCGGUUCCUGACGUCGACAUUAGCAGUACGGCCACGCACAGCUCGUCGAGUCAGGAGGCAAACGAAGAGGACGGGGCGUCCACGUCGCUGUUCGACCACAGUGUGCUGGCCGCCGUCAAGCCGCCGCACGUGCCGCUCAUGGUCGCCACGGGGGAGCUCAAGGGCUCGCUCGACGACGUCGCGUUCGGCGGGUUGGCCAACACGCACCGCGCGUGGCUCGUGCGGAACUCGUACGUGCAGAACGACUUGUUCGACGACCGCAAAGUCGUUGCGACGCUGCAGUCGCCGAGCGACGCCGAUCCGUUUCGCUCGGUCACGAUCAAGUGGGGCACGGCCGACUACGGCGCGUUCACGACGCGGCGGGACGUUGUCUACCUCGAGUCGCAGGGAAUGGCCUUUGACGCCGACGGCGGCCGCGUGUUUUACUAUCUGAUCCACUCGGUCGACUUGGCCGAGAUCCCGCGACUCGACCUCCUGCAUAACGUCAUUCGGAUCCGCCUCUCCGUGUGUUACAUCACGAGACAGCUCGAAGAAAGACCCGACGACGUGGUCGAGAUGUUUGGACGGGGGUUCGUCGACCUUCGCGGCGAUAUGCUCGCGAGUUACAGUGUGUCGCUACUGGCGAACAACAUCACGUCCAGUGCCGGCGUUGUCGAGUGUGCCACUAUGAAGAAGCUGAGCUACUUAUUGACUCGACGACGCCGCAGCGAUACGUCGGGCGUUGAAGUACUUGCGCGGGAUUGCGGCGUGUGCCAUAACCCCCUGAGCAAACUCGGGAGUUUGUUGCAGUUCCCUGCGAGUUGCCCCAUCUGCCGGAACGUCAUGUGCAGCAAGUGCAGUGUCCAGAAGAAGCUCACGAUCGACGCGUCAAUCGAAGCGACGCAGAAGAAGACGUUUACGUUUUGCCUCUCGUGUGUCAUUGAAGCGCGCGAGUUGUCGGCGUGGGAAGUGGCGGCUGCUUGUCUUCAUAGUUAG